Molecule: messenger RNA, 867 nt
Organism: Theileria parva strain Muguga
Lineage: Eukaryota; Apicomplexa; Aconoidasida; Piroplasmida; Theileriidae
Product: putative integral membrane protein
Exons: 4
Coding region: 49-867 (272 amino acids)
Source: RefSeq, a predicted model, not a curated record
CUGAAAAGUACAAGUGAAUCUGAGCGCUGAAGGGUGAGAAAAUAAAUAAUGAAAUGUCUGGUAAUUUUAUUUUUCAAUACUUUUAUCCACUGCCUUAAUCUCAGAAAUAUCAACACACACAACUCCAACAGUAUUAAUUCCCUUGGUAAAAUUUCAAACAGUAGUGUUAAUUCCCUUAAGAAACUGGUACGGAAUACGGGGAAAUGGGUAAGACUGGGUAAAACCGUGUUGAAAGAAAGUUUAAUAUCAUUGUGUGAUUUGGAAUAUGAAAAUCCGUUACUCUGGACACAAAGUAAUAUUAUCGGAGUCUCAGUCAUUGCCAUUCUCAACACUUUCAUCCUCGUCAUCGUCGUCAAACAAACAUCCUCACUCUUCUCCAAAGGAUUUGGUAGGAAGUAUAUGAACGGAGGCGGCUGGUGGUUGAUGUUGAGUGCAUUGGUAGGAAUGUUAUUUGGCAUUUUCAUGGGUGUGAUUAUGAAUUAUUCAAUGAUAAUUCUGGGAUUUAGUUUCAUGCUACUCUCAGUUUCAGCGUUACUUUUGGGCAGGAGGGGCAUGCUAGUGGGCGCCAUCAGCGGCCUUGAAGUUGGAGCAGUUUUUGGCACAAUUAACUCAGGGUCAGUGAGCGCAAUUAUCACAGAGGCGCUGUUAUGUUGUUUUGCAGGAGUUGCCAUAGGAUUCGUGCCAAUGUUCCCAAACAUCAAAAUCAACGCCAGAUACAUACAACGGUCACUCAAGUGGAAUGCUAAAUAUUUAGGAAAUUCCUUAGCAUCCGACGUAUCUGUGAAGAAAGUUUGGCAAUGUCACAUCUUGAGGAGUUACGCUGUACCAUUCCUCAGGAUGGCAAGAAAUUGCGGAUAUCCAAACUGA